GCAAGAAAAAAGUCGAGAAAUAGUGAAAGCUUUUGCUAUUGUUUAAAUUUAUGACUGUAAAUUGAGUUAAAACUAGAAUCUAAGAAUGAAGGGUUCUUCACCAGUAGGAGGGAACAACAAUAAUGAUUAUUCAUUCAAGAUUCUGCUGACUGGUGAUUCUGGUGUUGGAAAGAGCAGCCUUCUUCUCAGCUUCAUCUCCAAUUUUGUUCAGGACUUGCCUCCCACCAUUGGUGUGGAUUUUAAGAUCAAACAGAUUUUAGUUGGUGGAAAGAGAUUGAAGCUUACAAUCUGGGACACAGCUGGACAGGAGAGGUUUGGAACAGUAAUAAGCUCUUAUUACAGAGGUGCACAUGGUAUCAUUCUUGUGUAUGACGUGACACGGCGAGAAACCUUUACAAACUUAUCGAAUAUCUGGGCAAAGGAAGUAGAGACGUACUCCACUAAUCCUGAGUGUAUCAAAAUUCUAAUAGGGAAUAAAGUUGACAAGGAAAAUGAGAGGGCUGUAACUCGAGAAGAGGGCUUGGCUCUUGCACAGGAGCAUAAAGGUUUGUUUCUUGAAUGCAGUGCGAAAACUAAAGAAAAUGUUCAACAAUGCUUUAAAGAUCUCACACUGAAGAUGCUGGAGGUGCCAAGUUUACUAGAAAGUGGAUCUGUAGAAGUGAAGAGACACAUAUUGAAGCAGAAACAAGAGGAUCAGUUUCCUUGCAGCGGCGAUUGCUGCUCUAAAUGACGACACUAGAAGACGUUGGUACAAGAGUUGGUGUAAUGACAAUUGGCGCCCGGGUGCUCUUCAAAGCCAUUGCCAUCACUCCCAAAACAAUUUUGGGAACAAUGGGUAUAGUAAAGGUUCUGGUUUAGCUAUAUAUGCUUGGACGUCGAACUUAGUAUUAUGCAGAAGGUGGUAGGAGUUGGCUUGAGUUUUAGUCAAUUUUCUUAGGGCAUUUCAGAGAAAUACAGAUUACAGAGUAGUGGUUGGAAAAACAAUACAAUAAAUCGCUCUGUAUCGAUAACUGUCUGUAAAUUACAUGAGAUAUACAGAAACUGAACAAUACAGAAAAUGGCUUCGAUGUACAAAUGGAAUGCAGGACUAUGGAGUUUUUUAGAAUUUCU
This is a messenger RNA of Pyrus x bretschneideri (Chinese white pear), 1110 nucleotides long. RefSeq names its product ras-related protein RABC2a-like. Gene Ontology annotation, molecular function: GTP binding; GTPase activity. Lineage: Eukaryota; Viridiplantae; Streptophyta; Magnoliopsida; Rosales; Rosaceae. The record is from RefSeq and is a predicted model, not a curated record. Bases 86 to 730 code for a protein of 214 amino acids. The transcript is spliced from 6 exons.